AUGGAAUUUACAUAAACCUAUUGAAAACUAAUGUUCAAUUAUACCAUGAUAAAUAUUCGGUGGCCAUACGUAGAAUUAGUUUCUGUAAAAAUAUACUAUGGAAACAUGAAUUAGUGUCAUAAGCGUUCAAUUUUAGUUCAUAGAGGGGGCACUACGAGCCCAACAAAAUUAUUUUCGUUUAUACUACCUGGUAAAAUGCAUAUUGUUUUUUGGACAUUACUGCGGCUUUAUAACGUUAAGCGGUACUUCAGUUGUUAUUGAAGGUUAUCCUAAUGCAUAAGGUUCAGAAAGUUGUGUCUCAAGUCUACAUGGUUAAAAGGAUUGAGUUUUAAUGUUCCGCCUGGUUCGAAGUUCGACAUUCAUUAAAAGGAUAUUUAUAAGUAGUUCCUUAUUAUAUUUAAAUCCAUGUCAACUCUACUAGAUACUGUUGUGUUAUCAAAAAUGGAAAGCUCACACACACCUAUUACUAUAGAUUUGACAUCGUUCCCUGAAUUGUACACAGAAGAGAAUAUUGCACUGCAUGGGAUUUUUAAAAAGUAUGGUUUCGAUAUACGUAUAGCAGGUGGUGCAGUUCGUGAUAUCCUAUUGGGCGUUUCUCCGCAUGACAUCGAUUUUGCGACGGAUGCUACACCAACUCAGAUGUGUGAGAUGUUUACCAAUGAAGGCAUAAGAAUGCUAAACAAAAAUGGAGAGUCCCAUGGAACAGUUACAGCUCGAAUUAAUGAUAAAGAAAAUUUUGAAAUUACUACAUUACGAAUUGAUGUUGUCACAGAUGGAAGACAUAGUAAAGUUUCUUUUACAAAUGACUGGAAGUUAGAUGCUGGAAGAAGAGAUCUUACAGUGAAUUCUAUGUUUUUAAGUGUUGAUGUACACGGACUAACUGACCAGACUAACGAAGCAGCAAGUGAUAUUUCUCAAAAAGAAAAUGGUUUAAUUAACAAAUCACAGAAAGUAUUAGGAUAUUUAUGGGAUUAUUUUGAUGGUCGUGAUGAUUUAAGAAAUCGUCGCAUACGAUUUGUUGGGGAUCCAGACGCCAGAAUAAAAGAGGAUUAUUUAAGAAUAUUAAGAUAUUUCCGAUUUCAUGGCCGUUUGGCAACUGAAGAUACUUAUGAUAGACAUGAUGAAGAUAUUCUAAAAGUUAUAGCAUUAAAUGCUGAUGGUUUAGCAAUAAUAUCUGGUGAGCGUUGUUUGAGUGAAUUGAAAAGGAUUUUAUUGUACCCAUCAACUCCAUUUCUUUUACGUCGUAUGGCAGAUGCUGGACUAUUUGUUCAUCUUGGUCUACCUGAGAAACCAAAUUUUGAGGAAUUGAACAAAAUUUGGAGUAAAGGCAUUUUGUCUACCUUACCAAAUCCAGUCACUUGUUUAGCUGCGCUUGUAUCUUCACCAGAUGAAGCUGAAAUACUAGAACAACGCCUUCAUCUCUCCAAUAUUGAAUUAAUUAUUCUCUUGUAUAUAUUAAAGAAACGUGAUCAUUGUGCUAGUUUAUCGGAUGAAGAAGAAGUUAAAUUUCACGAAAAGGAGUAUGUGCUGUCACAAGAUCCUAGUAAAUUGAAAAUAGCUAUAACAGAAAUGUUGAAAUAUUUAGUCAGGGAUAAAGCAUUAAUUGACAAAUGGAUAUCGUGGCAACCUCCAAAAUUCCCGGUUAAUACUACUGUGCUUAUUAAUCAAUGGGGUUUACGGGAUAAAUUGAUUCGACCGGUUUUAUUUAAAUUACGUGAACAAUGGUGUGAAUCGGAUUAUCAGUUGACAGCAGAUGAAUUAUUGAAUGAUAAUAAUAAACAGUUGGUUAUGAAUCUUUUAAAUAAUCAUUUGAUUAAUACACCUGAAAAAUUAACAGGAAGAGCUAAAAAAUCGAAAAGAUGACUUAUGCAUUAGUUUUGUUGAUCUAAUUUAUGUAGAUACUUGAAGUGUACAUGUAUUAUAUACAUUCUUUAAUUUGUGUUCUUCUUGUCUUAUAAAAAUAAACUACUUUUAGGUUCACUUACUGAGAAUGAAAGAAACUCGAUUGUUCUUUAAAAGUGUGAUUACAUAUGAUGAAUAAACUCUGCCAGAUUACUUCUAUUCACUGUCUUUAUGCCACAUUGAGUAUUUUCAUAAAAGUGCAAAGGAGGGAAUUCAUAUUUUCAGAGCUCAUCUUCAAAUUGACCGGUACAAAGAACUGAGAAACUGAUUUCAAAUGAAUGUCGCUUAAUGGCUCUAGGAUCCGAAGAAAGCAAUGAAUGCACAUUGAUUGUAUAUUGCAUACAUCUAGUCCUUGGUUUUGAUGCUACUUGAAUCCUAUCAGUCAAGUCUGCAAUAUAGUUAUCACGCUAGGUUGACUGGUCAUCGCCAGUGUUAUCCUGUUUUGAUCAUUGUUAACAGCAAGAAUGUAGAGCCUAACAUUGUUCCGUUACUCUGGGGAUUAAACUUCAACUCAAAGAAGUGAGGAAUGAUCUGUUAAGUCAAUCACCUACCUAUGUUUGGGUUAUUCGGAGCUUAUCUCAGCUAUUACACGGUAAUCGCAGUGAGAAUUUCGAGUUUCUAGUGUGAUGAUACGCCGACCUCCGAAUUUUUCUCAUUACAAACUGCAUACUCAUUUGUCUGAGUUAUUCCAGUAAUGUAGUUUGUUGCAUUCUUUUACAUGCAUGCAGACUGUACUACUUUUAAGUCUUUUCUACUUGUAUUUCCAUCUGUAUUUCACUUAGGAACUUGUCCUGGUUUAUCCCUAGUCUCCCUCAAUUGUUUUGAUUCUCUAGGCAGUCGUUUCCCAGAUAGUUGACCUCCAGUGUUAUACUAAAAACAACUAUUCUGUUUUGGUUCUUUUUUAAACUUGUCACCUAUUGUAUUUGCUCCUUUAUGAAGUUGGAUAACAAAUUAGUUGGGCUAGAGAGUGUUGUUUUUCAAUCUUCCAUGGACCAACGAACUGCAUACGUGAUACAUCAAAUCAGAGUUAUAUCAUCAAUUUCGUAAUCUUGAAGGGAACAGAAACAGUCGGAACCGUUGAAAGAUAGAUUACCAAGUAAAUCACGUUUGAAACUAAUAAAAUAUGACUGCGUUUCAAUGAGUGUUCAAUUUAUACGGAGUAUUUCUGUCGGCGUUUUUACCUCAUAUCUCUGUUUACUGUCUCUAUUUUGUACUUAUUUUUACUUUCUUCCCUUGCUCUGUGUACUGCAUAGAGUGUGGCGACUCGAACUGCUGCACAUCGGUGUAAAGUUCUAUAUUGAAACCAUUCAGUCAGUCGGUGUUUUUGCUUUCUGUAUUUGUAG
This is a messenger RNA of Trichobilharzia regenti, 3245 nucleotides long. The record is from the annotation of a GenBank genome assembly. NCBI's taxonomy places the organism in Eukaryota, Metazoa, Platyhelminthes, Trematoda, Strigeidida, Schistosomatidae.